Messenger RNA from Camellia sinensis, 1389 nucleotides. RefSeq names its product mitochondrial uncoupling protein 5. The record is from RefSeq and is a predicted model, not a curated record. NCBI's taxonomy places the organism in Eukaryota, Viridiplantae, Streptophyta, Magnoliopsida, Ericales, Theaceae. Gene Ontology annotation, biological process: transmembrane transport.
CUCAAACCACAACACCCAUCUCUUCUUUCUUUCAGAUUCCUUUUCUCUCACAAGCAUAUGUCUCACAGACCCAUCGUUCCUCACUCUUCUUCAAUAGCCUUCGAUCUCCAUUCUCAUCUUUUGGUUUCCAGUGAUAUGAACCCAAACUGGUCUUAACAACACAAACAAAAAAUCUCUCGAUUUUUGCUCACAUAACCCAUUAUUUUUUCAUUCUAAUCCUAACAAAUCGAUCAAUUUUUUUUUUGCCGAUUCAUCAAAUUUAGAAAUGGGUUUGAAAGGAUUCGUUGAGGGAGGCAUUGCUUCAAUUGUUGCGGGUUGUUCGACCCACCCACUUGAUCUGAUCAAGGUCCGAAUGCAGUUACAAGGCGAGAACCAUGUUCCCAACCCGACCCAUCAAACCAUUCACUCUCUUCGCCCCGCUUUUGCUUUCAACGGUGCCCCCAGCGCCGCCGUUCAUAUUCCGCCACCGCCGCCGAAGGCGGGUCCCAUCGCCGUCGGAAUCAAGAUUUUCCAGACGGAAGGCGCCGCCGCCUUGUUCUCCGGCGUCUCCGCCACCGUGCUCCGCCAGACUCUCUACUCGACCACCCGAAUGGGUCUCUACGAGGUUUUCAAGCAAAAAUGGUCCGACCCGAAUUCGGGUACUUUACCGCUCGAGCGCAAGAUAGCCGCUGGCUUGAUAGCUGGCGGGAUCGGCGCGGCUGUUGGGAACCCAGCUGACGUGGCAAUGGUUAGGAUGCAAGCCGACGGUCGGCUCCCGGCUUCGCAGCGGCGCAACUACAAGAGCGUGGUCGACGCAAUAACUCAGAUGUCGAAGCAGGAGGGUGUUACUAGCCUGUGGCGCGGAUCAUCUCUUACGGUGAACCGCGCGAUGAUCGUGACUGCAUCGCAGCUUGCAUCGUACGAUCAGGUCAAGGAGACGAUCUUAGAGAAGGGUUGGAUGAAGGAUGGACUCGGGACCCACGUGACGGCGAGUUUCACAGCAGGGUUCGUGGCUUCAGUGGCCUCGAACCCCAUUGAUGUGAUAAAGACCAGGGUGAUGAAUAUGAAAGUGGAGCCCGGAAUGGCUCCACCUUAUAGUGGGGCCUUCGACUGUGCCCUUAAGACGGUGAGGGCAGAGGGUCCCAUGGCCCUUUAUAAAGGUUUUGUGCCUACAAUUUCGAGACAAGGACCUUUCACUGUGGUGCUGUUCGUGACCCUUGAACAGAUUCGCAAGCUUUUUAAGGACUUCUAAAGUAUGGUUGAUGAUAAUGACGAUAAAGAAAGUAGUUUCUUGAGAUUAAUGAAUAAUUAUUGUUAUGUUUUGGUACGAAAGAUUUUGUCUUCAGGAAAUUUUAUUGUUAUGAAGUGGAUUAUUGAAUGAAAUAAAAAAUUAUCUCCUUAUUUGAGCUA